AUUUGAAAGUAAGAUGCCUUUGUCUCAACUUGUUGCUUGCUGGAGGUGGAAAGGUCCUAGUUAGCUGAGGGAUAGGAGGGCUAAAUGCAAAAAAAAAAAAGUUAGUGCUUAUCUGCAAACUGGUGCCCCUCCCCUCCUCCUAGUGUGAGCUGGAGAGGCUAAACUGAAUGACACAUGUGCUGUUUCCUUUUCCAGUGGUAAAUGGUCAAGAACCAGACAAGAAGCUCCGGAACAAGAGCUGCUUUCUUGCCUGGUUCCUCCCCCAGUCCUGCCAGCUGUUGCAGCUUCAUCUGUCUUUGGACUGCGGAUAGGAAAGCCCGACUGACUGUCAGUAGAAUAAUAAUAAUAAUAAAGCCAGGCGGAGAGAGGGGGGCAGUUUUGAAUGCAUAAAGGAUGGCUUCUCAAAACAGUACAACAUCUGCUCCGCGGGCAGAAUUGGAUGGAAUUUGCAGGCUGAGUCACCACUUCAGAGGGCAUGAAUCCUGUCAAAUUUCAGAAGGAUCACUGUAGCAGUUCUGCCACAAGGACUGAAAUGGCUGCAAAUAUUGGAAGCUCUCCGACUGCAGCUGAUAUUGCAGUCAUCGGAGGUGUCAUUGCAGCGGUGGCUUUUGUCUUGAUUUGCCUCUUGGUAGUGAUGCUGAGAUACAUGUACCGGCACAAGGGCACCUACCACACCAACGAAGCAAAGGGAACUGAAUUUGCCGAAAGCGCAGAUGCCGCUUUGAAAAAUGACCCUACCCUUCAAGAAGCCAUGGAUGAGAGCCGGAAAGAAUAUUUCAUCUGAGAGCAAAGGCAGCCCCACGGAGUCAUACUUAGUCAUUCUCUCCUUCCCAAGGGAAUUGAUCAGAGACAUCAAAAAGCACCGGGAUACAGCAAUUGCACAGAGGAGAACAAGGAGACUAAUUGAAAUAUUGCUGCUUGCCCCCAAGAUGAAGCAACGCCAGAUCCAUGGCUGUUUAUUUGAUUUUAACAGCACAACUCAGUUCAAUAUCAGAUCAAGAGAAACAAAAAAACUCAGGAUGAGUGAUUAACUGAUAACAGAUAAUAGCAUCAAAUGUCAAACCUUGACAUUUGGCAAAAAAUAGCAGGUACCAACUGAAAGCAUCCUCAUAGGCUCGUUGAUCCAUCCCACACUGAUACAGCACCUGAAAGUGAAUUUUAAGCUGCAACCCAACAAACGUUGGGAUGUAUAAAACAGAGGAUCUUGGCACAAGCACUACUCUGAACACAUAUAUUAUAUCCAGAUACUUCGUUUUUCUUAACAUGCAUAAGCUUACCAGUGUGAAUAUAUAUGUGUAUGUUUGUUUUGAGAAGACUACAAAACAACAGCAACCAGGAUCUGACAGAAAACGCAAAGAAAAUGCUGAGGAAAGUUUUUAAAAUGAAGGAUUUUAUUUCCAGAUAGCUAGUGUGGUGUCAUAAUAAGACUCUGUGCUGGGAGUGUAAAUUGGUUGGCUGGAAGCCUGUGUUGACUUAUAGUUGUUGUUUAAGAAGAGUUGCCCAUGAUCUGCUCUUUCACUGCUCUUCUGAGAGUUUAUAUUUGCCUGUAUUAAACUGGCUCCACCUG
This is a messenger RNA of Zootoca vivipara (common lizard), 1567 nucleotides long. It is a transcript of the gene GYPC, whose product is annotated as glycophorin C (Gerbich blood group). The record is from RefSeq and is a predicted model, not a curated record. Lineage: Eukaryota; Metazoa; Chordata; Lepidosauria; Squamata; Lacertidae. Gene Ontology annotation, cellular component: cortical cytoskeleton; membrane.